UGUGUUGACGUUACGAGCGCCAGCUGUCAGUGCAGCUAGCAUCGGCGCUAUCAUUACCGUCGCGUUUUUGGUGUUAAUUUCAUAAUCAUUUAGUUAUUUUAACAGCUAUUGUUGUCGGUUUUAGAAGGACACCGAUGGAACUGAUAGACAAAGCAUUUUUUCGGACAUCGUAGCGCCUUUUACUUCAAAUGUGGUCGUUAUCGAGGCAGCUACAUUUUACUAGCUUGUUGUUAGCAAUGUGAUGCAGGCAGGCAGGCUGUGCACUCUGCAGUCUCAUUGUGGCUUCUUUUUGGAAGUCAUUGUUCAAAUGGUUAAUACUUUGUCGCUCCAGACUAUUGUUAAGAGCGACUAUUGACUGCUUUACAAUAUGCUUUCUAUUAAUAGUGUAUUCAGGCCAGAAUUGCGUGGCCUUUCAUACUUUCAGUCAUCUUAAGGCAGGUUUUUGCUAAUCACAGUGUAACUUGUACUGUGUGGCUGCUGGAACUACCACUCGUGUGGUACAUUUAAAGACAAAGAUAAGACUUGUUUGAAUUAUCAUCAUGGAUAAGAAAUCAUUUGACAUCGUAUUGGAUGAAAUUAGGAAGUGUGUCUUGACUGAUCAGCGCAUAAAAGCCAUCGAGCAGGUUCAUGGCUAUUUCUCCAGUGAGCAGGUGAUGGAGAUACUGAAAUACUUUUCAUGGGCAGAACCUCAGAUUAAAGCAGUAAAAGCUCUGCAGCAUAAAAUGGUUGCAAUCCCCACAACCAAAGUCGCAAACAUUCUGAAUUGCUUCACCUUUUCAAAGGACAGACUGAUUGUCUUGGAGCUGAUUGCUUUAAACAUUUCAGAUGCCCAGAAUUACCGCCCUGUGGAAGAUUUGUUUCGCAUACACUUGUCGGAGAAGAAACGUGCUCGCAGGAUCCUGGAGCAGGUAUGCAAGGUGGGUUGCAAGGCACCUGUCGCCAUGAUCUCGUCCUGUGGUAUAAUACCAGGGAAUCCAUACCCAAAAGGGAGACCCAGUCUAGUUGCUGGCUCAUUUCCAGGAAUCCCUCCCAUAAAAAAGGAAGGGGAGAAGAAAGACGACACUGCUAACAGUAUGGAGGGGAAAGGAAUUGCCGCUCGGAUAAUUGGACCUUUCAAACCAUUUCCUUCAAGCUACAACCCUCAUCGCCCUGUGCCCUACCCAAUACCCCCGUGCAGACCCCACGCUACCAUUGCGCCAAGUGCGUACAACAACGCAGGCCUUGUUUCUGUGGGAGGGGUCAUAACGGCCAAUGUGCCCCCUCCCCCCUACAACUCCACCCACAAAGUAGCAGGCUAUACCAAACCAGGCAACCCCCAGAACACUACACCAGGAGUCAACAGUGGGCCGCUGCUGAUCCCUCAUGGCUCCACACCGUCCACCCCCCUCCCACCCCAGGCCUCCCCCGCCCAGCCACCUCCCACAACUCCCAUCACACCUGUUUUUCCAGGCAUGGUGCCCUCUCACAACCCCAACGCUCCAUCUCCGUCCCCGGCACCAUCUCCAUCCGUUAUCAAAGCAGGUCCACAGACCCCAACCGGCCAUGCCACACCUACACCAUCAUCUGUCAUUAAAGCCCACACACCCUCAGGAACCCCUUGCGGAACUCCUGUUCCUGGCAGCGGGGGAUUCCCUUCUUCCCCUUUCCAUUCCGUUUCCCGACCAGGCACCCCUGCCACCUCCCGUAAUGGCGCCGAUGUCCUGUCUCAGGUGAACUCCAUGGCAUCGACUCAGCAGAGGACGUUCUCCCAGUCUACAGACCAUCAGGCAGGACUUGCCUUCCAUAGCAUACCCCCACAAACAGGUAACCACUCUGGCUCGGUGAUCCGUAGCUACACCCCCUCUGGCACGCCAUCUACCACCCCAGGGAUUUCAAGUUGUUCCACCCCAGGCCCCAGCCCCAAACCCCCCCAUGGCCAUCCUGCCCAGGCUCAAGCUGCCAUGGGCCCACGUGGAGUCCUUACACAUGAGCAGCAGCGUGCAGCUCUCAGCAGACACACAGGGGGGAGCAGUAGUGGCAGUAACAGCCCUGUGCCUUCUGCUUUCAAGGGGACGUCUCAUUCUGGAACGCCAUCUGCGAGCCCUCUGUUGGUACCCGGAUCAGCACAGGCUGCCUUAGCCCGUUCUUUAGGGCUGGCACACCCCUCAGGCUCUCCUCAAGUCUCCCUCCCCAGUCCUGUUGCCAUCUCCAGCCUGCAGGCUUUGUCCGCCAGCCCAGGACCACCUCACUAUCCAGGCCUGUCCCCUUUCCCCGCACUGUCUUCCUCCAUUCCUCCUACCUCCAUCCCCUCAUCGAUAUCCGCCAUGCCCCCCUCUGCCAACAUCUCUAAUCCCCCACCAACCUCCAUCUACCCCGGCCUGACUCCUAGUGCUGCACCUAACGCAGCCGCUCCCUUUGGCUUAGGCCUCACGUCUGCUCCCUCUAUAUUCCCAGGCCUACCGCCUGGUCCAAGCCCUGCUGCUUUCCCAGGUUUGGCCGUUUCAGGAGGCCACGGUGCUGGGAGCCCAGUGUUGCCUUCUUUCAUAGGACUAUCAGGAGCGACUCCGUCAUCUGUUGCAUCAGUGGCACCACUGCAGGCGGCUGCUGUGGCGGCAGCAGCUGCAGCUGGCGUACCAGCUUCAUCACCGGUUUUACCCGGUUUUGCAUCUGCCUUCAGCUCCAACUUCCAGCCUGGGUUGAGCACCGGCCUCCAGGCUCCAGCAGGCGGCGGGUUCCCUGGAUUGCUGUCCUUCCCGGGUGUCCCUGGCUUCUCACCCGCUGCCUCCCCUGCUGCUCUCGGUGGUCUACACAAUCCUACCAUGCAGCCUGGUUUGCUGCAGGCUCAUCCCACAUCUGCUUUGGAAAGGUUCCCCCCUCAGCCUAACUCUUUCACCAACUACCCUGCAGGCCCAGGAAAUCCCUUCCCCCUCCAACCUGGCCUGCAUCCCCAGCUGGGUUGGCAGUGAAACGCGCCGUACAUCGAGGCACUGUUAAUCUGCUACAAUUCCAUUCUGUUAAAUGCCUUUACUGACGCUUAUAUGAAAUAUUUUUGUCCGGAAGACAAAAGACUGUGAAUUCAACCAUGAAAUCAGUAAGAAAUAGUAUGUGUGUGUGUGUUAUUCCUAGAUGUAAAUAUUAGUAUUAGUGGUGAGUAGUUUUAAUGUUAGCGUCGUCUUUUACUGAACAUGAAUUGCCAACCUAUACAUGAUGUGAUGUAAUGAAAUGACCAUAUCAUGGAGUAGUCUUAUUGUGAUCAUAGUACCAAUUCAUUGAUGAAAUAAAUGAAAUACUGUAAUGUCAUUUUCAACUGACACAUGAGUUCUCUGGUCAUACAGUAUUUUUGUAGGCCAUUCAGUGUAGCAAUAACAAUUGUAUAAAAGACUCUUUACUGCCAUUUGUAGUUUUCCUACUGUUACAUUCAGACCUUUUGUUACACCGGCUUUGUUUAAUUGUGUUUGAUUAUCCUUCAGUAAACUGCUUCUUUUUUUUCUGUAUUUGUUUUUAUGACAUGUCAUGACCGCCAAGCCCAUACCAUGAAAUGACUCCCCCAUAUAUGGACUAAAUAAAAGGAAAUGCCCAGUACAAACAACUGGACAUACAAAGCACCUA
Molecule: messenger RNA, 3588 nt
Organism: Doryrhamphus excisus (bluestripe pipefish)
Lineage: Eukaryota; Metazoa; Chordata; Actinopteri; Syngnathiformes; Syngnathidae
Gene: proser1
Product: proline and serine rich 1
Source: RefSeq, a predicted model, not a curated record